AACACUGAACGCAGGUCAUGUUCGUUCAGCUAUCUUCUUCGUUGUAUAGCUGGGCACUAUUUAUCGAUAACUUACUACCAACUGUACGCAAGACACGGAUGAAAAGUGGUAAUUACGCAAGGCCAUUUUAUUACUAUGACAGAGAACAAGGACGUAUGUGAAGCUAACUUACUAAGGCUUAAUACGAAUAUAACUAAAGGAGACCCGGGCAGCUUCUACAACAGCGAGCUGGAUGAUAUUCCACCUUCUCUGAUCAGCUACUUUGAGAUGUCAAAAAGCCGAGCAGCAGCCUGUGAGAAGCUGAUCCUCGGGGAACUCGAAGACGAUAAAACAGAGACUGAGAAAGAUUUUCCACUGAACCAUCGGCCAGAGCGGGAGAAACCUCACCAUGAGCAGCUGCAGAAAACAGAGCAAAGGCAGCAGAGAGAGAAAGACUUCCAGGAAGAGCUGAGGAGGAUCACAGAGGCCGAAAAGUUUCAGCAGCUGGAACUUGAGCUCAGGAAGAGAAAAGCUCAGGAGAAACUUGAACAGGAGUUGCAGCUGCAGCAGGAGCUCCUCUGUAACUUCAAAAAGAAAGUGGAGAAAGAGAGGAUGAUGAUUGAAGAGGAGGAAAGAAGAAAAUCUGAGGAGGAGGCAAAGAUAAGGGAGAAGAAAGAGAGGAGACAAAAGGAAGAGGAGGACCAAAGGAAAAGACGGGAGGAAAACCAAAGAGGCAUCGAAGUGAGGCUUCAAAAAGAAAGAGAGAGGAGAGUGGCGGAAGAGACGAGGAAACAAGAGGGAGCUGAAAAGAGAAAACUCAAGCAGGAAAAAAACACUGAGGAAGAUGGAAUAAGGAGAGAGAAGGAAGAAAUGAGACGACUGGCAGCAGAGGGACAGAGGAAAAAGAAGGAAGAGAGGAGAUGUUUUAUGAUAACUGGAAAGAAGAUUAUGACGGAGAAUGAAGAGAGAAAAAGGGAUGAGGUAACACUUAAGGAUGAACUGAACACAAUACAAGAGAAGGAUGAUGAAGAAAAGAGACUAGAUGAAGAUUUAAGAAUUAGUUCCCUUUGUGAGGUUAGGAUGAAUCGAGAAGAGAUGAGGAAGGAAGAGGAAGACAGGAAGUCUUUAGAGAAUGAAAUGCAACACAGAGAAAGUGAAGAUAAGAGAAUGAUGGAUAACUGGAAGAGUCUUUGUUUGGAAAGUGAUCGCCUUAUAAGAAAGAAAGAGGAGACGGGAAGAGGCAAAGAGAUCGGACAGAGGUUAGAGAUUGUUACACAGAGAGGAGGAGAGGAACAAAGAAACACAAAACAAGAAACCAAAGUUCAGCAAGAAAUGAAGGGAAGUAAAGGAAAUGAACGAGAGAAUAGAGAAGGAGAAGUUUUGGAGAAAACAGAGGAUGAAGAGAAGAUACAGGAAGAGUUGAAGGCUUCUGUAGAGAAAGAUGACAACCAGAUGAAAGACAAUGGGACAAAAGGUGAGAACGUGGACAGAGCUGAAAAAGACGAACAGGUGGAGACAGCUGAAGACAGAGGAGACAAUAAUCUGAAAGAAAACAAGGGAGAAAAUGACGUUUCAGAAUCACAACAUUCAGGAAGAACUGGUCAGCGGGUCUCACUAAUGCCUGAUCCAACACCCAAUGAGGCCACAGCAAAUCACAGCAUCUGUGAAACCCCCCCUCUCCAUCACCCAGACGACAACAUCUCAGACACUUCCACAUUACAAACUGUUGGCCAAAUGCAUCCAGAGUCACAGCCUGCUGCCUCUUCCUGCUCUCUGCCCGCUUCCCUUCCUGAGUGCACAGAGCUGAAGAGGUUGUCUUGGAUGGAACACUGUGUGUCCUGGUCCGAAUUGUCCCUCCAGAACAAAAGGAAGGAGAGGGGUUCCUUCCAGAGCCAGAGGAGGACGAGGAGGGCAGAUGGACUUAGCGCUCUCAUCCCUCUUUGUCCACGCACCCUGCUUGAGUCCACAGGCACAAAGUCCCUACAAGAGGUCACCAUAGUGGCUUUAGAAGACCUGACGCCCUGCAGCCUGUCUACUCUCUCCCAGUGUGACCGACUGCAGUCCCUCACCCUCUGCCGCUGCGGCCUCCGGUCUUUGGAGGGCAUCAGCCAGUUGCAGGAGCUCUGCUACAUGGAUUUAGGGGAAAACGAGAUCUCCUUCUUGGACUGUGAAAACAUGGACAGUUUGAGGGUUCUCCGGCUCGCCCACAACAAGCUGACUUCCAUCCACGGUUUAAACGGCGCUCAUAGUUUGGAUGUUCUCGACCUGUCUCACAACUCUAUCACUCGCAUCGCUGGUCUGGAGUCUAUGAGGAGGCUGCAGAGGUUGUUAGUGGACCACAACCAGCUGAUUAGUACCAAAGGCCUUAAGGAUGUUUAUACUCUCCACCACCUGGACUGCUCUCACAACCAUCUGGCGAACGUUGAGGGUCUGGAGAACAGUGCUCUUCUCCACACUCUGGAUCUAAGGUCUAACAGCCUUACUGAGCCUCCCAGCCUGAACAACCAGGUUCUCCUCAGAGAGCUGCUUCUGGACGAUAACAGCAUCUCUUCCCUGCAUGGCCUCGCUGGCUGCUGGCUUCCUCUGCUGCUGCAUCUUUCUGUCGCACAAAACAGAAUAACCCAGCUGCCCUCCAUGACUGACUUUGUGUCUCUGAAACAUUUGGAUCUGAGAUUCAACUGCCUGUCAGAGUUACAAGAUGUGUGUGAGAAUCUGGAGGGAUGUGGGUUUCUACAGGAAGUUCACCUGACCGGGAAUCCUCUUCAGCAGGAGACUGACUGGAAGUUCAAAUUGCAGAAAGCAGUGGCUGGCCCGAAGGCCGCGGACGGCCAGCAGACACACUCGUCUCUCAGCUUGGCCACAGACAGUUUCCUCACGCUCUGUCAGGUGCAGCUUCAGCAGACUCAGGAUUUACAACAGCGACUCAGCAGGGAGCUCAGAAACGCUUCAUCUUCUCUGGAUGCUAUGAAAAGCUGUUGCCAUCACUUUACUCAGGCUUUGCAGCUAGCUGAGGACCAGAGAUUCGCUCAUGAAUAUGGUGACAUCACUCUGUCUGCAGUCCAAGCAAGGCCCGAGAGACCCCCGGACAUGGACGGUAGACGUCUGGGAAAGCUCACAGAUUCCUUGAAAACCGAGUCUGCUACCAUGCGACCUCCCGACAACCUGAGCAGAAACGAGCCCGGACGUUCUGAGGACCCGCCAGAUGGAAAGAACCCACAGGAUACAUUUGGAAGUGUUACAACAGGUCAGAGGUCGACAACGGAGUCAAAUGUUGCCAGAGGUUUUGUUGACUUUCUCCCUUCAAAUGGAGAAAGAACCUCCACCAGGUUGGACAUGGAACCAGACGACUUGGACAGUAAAAAUGCAGCGGCCACUGUGGUUCAGAGGAUGCAGAGGACGUCCGAGGAGAAAUGUGGACAUGCUGAAGCCUCGGCUAUUAGAGGAGAUGCAGACAAGCCGUUGUUUGAGCUUUCCGUUAAUAACAUGAACCCCGCUGGUGAAAACCACGCAGCAACUGUCAUACAGGCAUUUUGGAAGGGCUGCGCUCUGAGGAGGAGGCUCGCAUCCGCCCUCGCUGCCUUCACGUGCCCUGACGCAGGAGAGGACGACGCCUUCGAAGAGCUGGACGUGGAGAAAUUUGUCGUCGAUGAGUCAGCACUGGAGGAACGCUGGACAUUGACCUUCUCUGAGGAUUCCCCUCCUAUGCAUCACCCUGUGACAGAGCAACACUUACCUCCACAGGUUGUAUUUCAGCCAACGCAGGCCUGGGUGGCUGACGAGAAAGAAGAAGAAGUGGAAGAAGAAGAAGAAGAAGAAGAAGUUUCAGCAUGGAAUUCUACUAGAAGCAAGACUCCAGCUUCAACCUGGAUUCACAGUGGUCUGUCUGAAAGAUCAGAAAAAAUUCUACAAGAAUGGGGCUUUACCAAUAGCCGCACAGCUUUUCUUAUGCUGAAAAGGGCUCAGAAGAUGAAGGCGACCAAAAAACCGCAGAAAAAACACGGAAAUCCCUUUUUCAGUGUUGCCUUCAGUGGAUGCAAUUACCAAAUAAACUCAGCAAAGGCGAGGAACAGGACUUCACGAUGUGGCAGACUAACUUUAGGAGGCGGCGAGGCCCAGUUGGGUCUUCGGUGGGCAGAGCAACCGGAGCAGACGAGGCGGCGACAAGCUGAGCAACAGCUGGAGACGCAGGUCGCUCUGCGUGAGCGGCACUCAGAGAGGGGACAAUUUUUACCAGAGAUAAGAUCAUCCAUUGUGAGCAGAAGUACAGUUCAGGUUGCGGCAUUUGGAGCUCAACCCGACGCCACAAGACUCUGCUCCUACAGCGGUUUGAUCGCCCCACUCUGCAAAGUGAACAGAAGCAGCGUGACUCGUGCAGGUAGAGACGCUCUACCCCCCAGACGAGUCGCAUCCCCUGUGCUAAAAAAGGAGCGCAUCUCUUUCCGGGACAACCCCGUCCAGCUGAGCGGCGGCUGGGGCGGAGGCAAGAAGAGGGACAGACUGCCUAAGUAAACGCCUGAAGAUAUCUCUUUACUUCAUGUUUUCUAAAGCUUUUAAAUAAAGUAACGGGGCCUCUUAGAAAUGAAGACGGACAGGAACCUGAAGCAGCCCAAAUAUCUCCAGGCGUUUCCAGAGCUAUCAGUGCCUUCGCUCGGCGGCAGCCAACUCGCAUCAAAACACGUGGAGGAAAGCCACAAAACUCUGGGAAAUUACUCGCUUCACAUGCAGAUGAUGGCAGGAAAUGGAAACCAGGAUCCUUCAGUACCUGUGGGUUCAAAACGCUGGACUGUUAUUGUAAUUUUGUUCCUGUGAUGUUUUAUAAAUACGAACCUCGACAGAAGAAAAGCCCCUUCUCGUUAAUCUCACAAGAAUGAACUCAAAUUAAACUGUCUCUGUUUUUUUUAAAGGUGCAGUAUGUAAAUAUUGCAAAAAGUCUGUUUUUUUUCUGUAUUUAUUAAAAUUGUCAUCAUGUCUUGACGCUUUGAGACAUAAUCUGACAAAAAAUUGAGCCCCUCCACCUUUUCCCUGAGCUACUACUACUGCAGUCUGGAAGAAUGCAGCGCUCUCUGUCAAUCACAAGAGAGUGAUUGACAGCGUUAAAACCCUCCUCCUGGCUCUGAUUGGUGGUUUUUGACUGAGUGGUUUAUUUCUGUAGUUUGUACUGAGAGAAGGCAGAGGAGCUUAAUUUAUUUAUUUUUUUACAGAUCAUUUGUUUUACACUCUGGACAUAAUGAGAAUUUAAAAAAAUUUUUUUUAACUCUCCAUAUAAAUGUGGAUUUGAAAUUUGAUGUCACGGUAACUAAAAAUAAUGAAAACAAACAGAACAUUUUUGUGAACUGAAAUAAAUAAAAGUGGCAAUUAUGGGGGGGGGGACUCCAUCACGCAUUUAUGAAACAUACUGAGAUUAUAUGUAUAAUAUCCCUUGAUCAUGUGUGUUUACGGAUCUAUUUAUCAGCCUUUCGAACUGAUGUGAAAAUGAUUUUUCCCCCCCACACAUGCAGUUUAUGUCAACUGUCAGCAGAUUACAGCGCUCCACCUCUGCUGGUCCACAAAACGGUGACAGCAAAGGUUGGGAGAGAACGCCAGUUAGUUGAUUGCUCAAUAAUUAAAAACAUUUUUUGAAAAUGAUAUCUUCUGCUGAGUACUCAUCACCGAAUCGAUGUAUACAAAAUCGCAAUACGAUGCUUUAAACCUUUUUCAAUUCUGCACCUAAAUUUGGACCAAAGUAUAUAUAAAAACUAAAACUACUGCUACAUCUAAUAAAAACCAUAUUUAACUAAUAAAACUAACAAGCAUAAAGUCGCAACAACUUAAAACCAAACUGAAAUGAAUAACUGGUAACGCUGGUGCGUAUUCGUGUUUGGAAUCCUCGGUGAAAGCGCACGCUGUCCCGCUGUAGGCGUCUCACCUCAGACGUUUGGGUUCCUCGCCUGAACUGCCAUCUGAAAAAAAAUUAAAAAAAAAGAAGAAAAAAAUCAUACCUUAAUGAACCUCAAAACAAACAGCGAGGUCUUAGGAGUGGCUCCUUGGCAGGAAAUGCGUGCCUGUCUGCUUAUUUUCCUUGUAUCUACCAGCGUCUGCGGGGAGGGCUUGGGCCGUGAGCUGGAGGGGAUUUUCGGCACACGCCAGAGAUGUGGAGGUCGUGUUUUUGGAAACAUAAGAGCUCUGUCUUCUGUCUGUCUGGGGGAGGACGGGUUUGAAGUCCCGAGCCGUCUUCACACGUUGUUGUGCUGGUGCCGGAUACGUUUUCAUCAACUGUAGCGGAUGGGUGAAAGGGAGAGGGCAGAUUGUGUUCGAAACCAACUCCGAAACGCUACGGUUUGCUUCUGUCCCCAGAAUUAUAUUUUGAAUACGUCAUCCGCUGCACUGCAUAAUAUUUUGAAGUGUAGCUCCUCAAGCCUUUGCAUUCAAAUUACUCAACGUUAGACCUCCAAAUGUAUAAAAAGACUCCUCCUCAAUGUGGUUUUAAGUUCAGCUGCAAAUUCGUUCCAUUCUUCUUUUUUCUUCAUUUUUGUAGUGUCCAGAAACAUUCCUGAAAACCUGUUGUUUUUUUUGUUUGUUUGUUUUUUUUUAAAUCAAAACUUGUGUUCUGUCCUUGGAUUCUUGGAUAUAACCCUGAAUGACUUUCAACAUGUGUACUUACAGGUGCUAAAUUAAUGCUGAAAAUUUAAGUUAUCACAUUUUUAUCGAAUGACAACACACUCUAUCGUGUUGAGGACAAGUGGGCAACUCUGAUAUGUGCAUACAGGAUUAUGUAUGUAUUGGUUUUCGGCUUUUGAAUCACGACUGUUGAUAUGAGCAAGAUGAGAUUGAAUUAGCUCUUUCUUCUUCUGAGGCUCGGCACAUAUCUGCCUUACCUGAAUGUCGUUUCCUUGUCUUCUCUGUUUUGAACAUUGGGUAAGAAAAUGUGGUUUCUGAGUCAAUUUAUGGACACACCCAUGGUUUACUAAAAAAAUGA
Molecule: messenger RNA, 6934 nt
Organism: Gambusia affinis (western mosquitofish)
Lineage: Eukaryota; Metazoa; Chordata; Actinopteri; Cyprinodontiformes; Poeciliidae
Gene: lrriq1
Product: leucine-rich repeats and IQ motif containing 1
Exons: 25
Coding region: 136-4488 (1450 amino acids)
Molecular function (GO): protein binding
Source: RefSeq, a predicted model, not a curated record